This is a messenger RNA of Empidonax traillii (willow flycatcher), 2258 nucleotides long. Its product is annotated as nuclear cap-binding protein subunit 2. Gene Ontology annotation, biological process: mRNA cis splicing, via spliceosome. Lineage: Eukaryota; Metazoa; Chordata; Aves; Passeriformes; Tyrannidae. Bases 1 to 777 code for a protein of 258 amino acids. The transcript is spliced from 5 exons. The record is from RefSeq and is a predicted model, not a curated record. Gene Ontology annotation, cellular component: nuclear cap binding complex. Gene Ontology annotation, molecular function: RNA cap binding.
AUGGCGGCAGCGGCGGCGCGGGCGGCGGCGCGGAUGGGCCGCGACUCCGAGAGCCGCUCCACGAGCCGCGGGCUCGACAGCAGCAGCAGCAGCGCGCGCCGCAGCGACAUGACCGCCACUCUCGCGAGACCCGCCGCAACUGCUUCCGCCCCCUGCGGCCCGCGCGCGGGGCGCGUGCGCGUGGGGCGGGAAGGAGCUGCGGGGCGGCCGGUCCGGGCAGCGCCGGGAGGUGCCGGUGCGCCCUCGGUCCGUCCUGAGCCGGGGCAGACCGGGCCGGGCUGUGCCAGGCCGGGCAGCGCCGCCAUGAGCUCCGGCGGGACGCUGAGCAUCCUCCGCAGCGACUCGUACGCCGAGCUUAGCCAGUACCGCGACCAACACUUCCGGGGGACGCGCCACGACCAGGAGCGGCUGCUGAGGAAGAGCUGCACGCUGUACGUGGGGAACCUGUCCUUCUAUACCACCGAGGAGCAGAUCCACGAGCUCUUCGGCAAGAGCGGCGACAUCAAGAAGGUCAUCAUGGGGCUGGACAAAGUGAAGAAAACCGCCUGCGGCUUCUGCUUCGUGGAGUAUUAUGCAAGAGGAGAUGCUGAAAAUGCAAUGCGAUACAUCAACGGAACCAGACUUGAUGACAGGAUCAUAAGGACAGACUGGGAUGCAGGAUUUAAGGAGGGUAGGCAGUACGGCCGUGGAAGAUCAGGAGGGCAGGUCCGAGAUGAAUAUCGGCAGGACUAUGAUGCUGGAAGAGGUGGCUAUGGCAAAAUUGUUCAGUGUCAGUGACUCAUCAGUCUCACAGGAGAACCAAAUCUGCACUGUAAAUGUCACCAGACACCAAAUAGGUCUGUUGCACACAAAUUUAUGUCUCUAGAAAUUCACAGGAACUCCUCUCCGUUAUUUCUGUGAGCACAUCCUGUGUUCAAGACCUUUUCUGUUUUAAUGCCAGGAUCCAAAGCGUUGCAGAGGACCUGGAAACAAGGUUUUAAGCAAUAGAAUGUCUGAGACUUCAGUCUCUAAAUGCUGCUGUAACUUACUAGAAGGAACAAGGAUUUAAUAUAAUGGUGCUUUUUUUUCACUGGCAAACUUGAUUAUUCUGCCACUGCAUUUUGUUUACAUUGGUAUCACAAGGUGGGGAGCAGUGAUAAAGAUGAUUGGUGGGUGUUUCAGAGAUGAUAAAGGAAGUGGAAUUUCUAGGGAAGUUUUCCAAUUUCUGGGGAAGACUUAAAGCCGCAAAUUUUCUGGGGUUACGGGGUUAGUAUCCUUUUUCACUGAUGCUGUUACUAGAACACUUACACAGCCAUAAUAAAACAAUCAGAUUGCUGACCCCAGGAAUCAUGAAGUGAGAAGCAGCCUAGCAGGACACAGACCCUGCGGUCUUCUAUUAAGUUUCAGGUGCCUACAAGGGUAGCAUGAAGCCAAGCUGUAGAGUUACUCCCAAAAAUAGGAUGUUAGAGGAACUGUGUGUGUAACAAGAAAAUUUGUUCCCCAAAUGCAUUUUGAGAAACUUGAUUUCAGACAAAGGUGAAAACAGAAAUGCGCUUAGGGAGGAGCCUUACUACUGAGUCUCUCCUUUCUACUGAGCCUUACUUUCUACUAAGAAUGGUAAAAGGAUUGCAAAGAUUGGUUUGGUUUGUUUUUUUCUCUUUCCCCCAUAUUCAUAUUGCUGGUUUAUAUGAUGGGAUUUUGAUGUACUCCAGACAUAGGAAUAAUUGUGUACCCAAUACCUGUGAAAUUGACCCUCUGAAAUGAAAUAGCUUAAAAGGAACUGUUACAGAGCUUUGUAAUUUUUUAUGGACUUCUGAGUUCCUUGGAAAUGGCAGUUCAUAAAAUUAAUCCAAAUACCUUGUCCAUAACUCCUUAGAAACCUUCAAAGUACCGGUUUAUGUAAAAGUUGAUAUUUACUCACUGAAGAUACUGUUGGAAAUCUCAACGUGUUUCUUGUGUACAGUUAGUCACAGCUGUAAAUUGGAAAUACAGUGAGAUAGAACAACUGCUUACUUAGGAAGUGUGGAUUUGGCUGGGCUUUGAAGUUUUUUGGCAGGUAGAGUAAAACUAAAUUUUUGGGAUUGCUUGGUGCUGGUUUGCAAACAGGAGUUGGAACACGGUUGCCUUUUCCAGUCUGGUACAUUUGAUGAUGAGUUUACAGCCUGUAAUCUGCUCAGACCCUGCUGAUGUUUAUUUUUCAUUGUAUCAAUUUUGUAUAAAAAAUGUGUUACCAAAAACUCAGAAGUCACUUAUUAUCAAAUAAAGCUGUAACAUUAAAA